AUGCAACCAGAGCCCUCUGCCGUAUCUCAACGUGCGAUCCCCGUUGACUCACCCCAAGUCGAUCCCAGUUCCACCCAGCAUGGACAUGACCUCGAUGACGCUCAAGUCUCUGACCUUCUCCAGCGAGAGAAGGUCCGAGACUCUGCAGACGUCCCGGGCAUGUCGAUUCAUGGUGAACAGCACGCGUUCGUGAAUGUCGACGGUCGCCCUGCCCCGCCCCCAGUCGAUCGAGUGAGUCAGUAUGAGAAUGCUGGAACUCCCGGGACUCCCCCUUUGCAGCAAGAACCACUUGCAUUCCGGGUAGUGGCUUCUACUGGCCAGUCGCAAGGAUCUCUUGAGACGUUCCCCAAUGAGGUCCUCACUCACAUCCUAUCGCACCUUCCUCCGCAGUCCUUGUCGGCCAUCACAUUGGUGUCUCGUCGAUUCCAUGCGCUGGUCACAACACCGCAUGCUUGGAGGGUCGCCUUUUCGCGGUUCUUCCCCGGACCGCAGGCUGUGGAUGAUGAUCGCCAUGCCACACUCAACGAUGCAGACUUGCUGUCGGAUAGGCGGUACUUCACAAGGCUUACUGCGCUGGCAUCUUGGCGCAGCGAAUACAUUCUGCGCACCCGCUUAAUGCGAUCUUUGUCUCGAGGCAAACCGGCGCAAUUCGAGCCGCCCAAGAGGAAUGGAAAUGUACGCACGGCGAGCGCUCGUCAUGGUAGCGCGAUCGCGACAUACACCUCGAAUCUGCUUUUCCCGGUCAGCCACAUCCAUGGAUCUUUCAGUCCAGACAAGGACCCCCACUUUAUUCAUGCCGCUGCCGAGCAAGGCAUAGCAUCUGCAAGCGAUCCGUCGACUGUUAAAGUCGGCACCUGGGGCGUUUCCGAUCACCAGAUGUUUCGUCACUUCGCGGACCUAUUCCCUGGAGAAGCACAGUUUGGCCUCGGAGCUGGCGACGUGGUUGGUCUGCCCAAUGUGAUGGAUGUCAGCCAGCCCUAUGGCAUGGUAUAUGGCGAGGCUUGUCCCCAAGGACGCAGCUACUUCAUCUCAACUACAGAGCAGCGUGGUCGGUUUUUAGGACCUUCGGAACUAGGUUCUCACCCCAAACUCGGAAUACCGGCAGUGAACAUGAUUACCCAUGCUGUUUGUUCAGUCUGGAUCGCGAAAUCUUCUGGCAUUCUCAAGAUGACAGAGGGGCUCAUCGGAUUGAUGUCUGGUUCAUCCUCCGGAGUACUCACGGCGUAUUCUUUGGGUCCCAAUCCGACUUAUGAAAAGCGAUAUGAACGAGGUCAGGCGACUGCAAAAUGGGUCCUAAGUCCCGGUGUCCCUAUUAUUGGAAUCGCCGUGGAUGAACAAUAUUCGAUCAAGCGCCAUUCAGAAAGACGCAUCUGGGCUGUUGCUCUGAAUGCUUUGGGUGAAAUCUUUUAUCUUACUGAUCUCCCUCGGCAGCCGGAUACCCCAUUCACCGCCAAACUUGAUGCUGAGCAACUUGACGAGCUAGCCUGGAAGACUGGCCGGAGUGUGCACUGGGAAUUGGUCGAAGCAAGCAAACGGGUGGCACGCCCAGACCCCUUCAAUCGGGAAUUGGUCGAUGGCAGCUACAGUCCGCGCUCAUCUUCCGAUUCAAUGGCCCUUAACGAACACCAAAUUGCGGCUGAAACCAAGGAGAUUGAAAUGUUUCUUUCGUUCAAACCCAAGCACUUCCGCAAGGUCUGUGAGAGCUGGAAUAUGCAACGUGACCUUGAGGUGGACUUUGCUGGUGGCGAUGGUCGUGGGGCUGGCGAGUCGGUUAUUGUCAUUGCUCGCACCUCAGGCGAGGAAGAAAAGGCGUCGAUCAAGCGUUUCAUGCGCUCUCCUUCAAAAUACCACUCGACCUCGUUCACACCAGAGUCCCGGACCCUCGCUGCGCCGCCGCCACCGUCGCUGUUUGGCGGUCCAACAGCCCUCUCAACUCCGACGGUCAGCAGUACUUCUUCUCGGUCUUCUAGUCGACUAACCCAAUCGAUUUCUACGACCUAUGAAUGGCGCAUCUCUGAAUUUGUCUUCGGCGAUUGCAAGUCUGUGGAAGUUAGCACCACCGCAUUGGAUACUUCGGACUUCGCGACUAUCACGGCGGAAGAGGAUCCUCUGCUUACGAUGUCUGGAAGCUCUCACUCGUCCGCGACUGCUUCGCCAAUGCUGCCUCACAUGGACCAGCCGCGCUCCAGUCUUGAUGUUCCGGGGCAACGUGCUCGAUAUCUCGCAAUUGGAACUCAGAGCGGAAUGGUUUUUGUCUGGAAUAUUCGUGCACCCGCGUCGCCUUCCACUGAGAUCAUUAAUUCCAUUUCUCCUCUGCGCAUUAUCCAAACGGAAUCGCCCCAAGUGUCCUGUCUAGCCGUCACGUCGCUGUACCUGGUACACGGAGGCAAUGACGGCCUUGUGCAGGCCUGGGAUCCUCUAGCGUCUUCCACCAGGCCAAUUCGAACAAUUAAUUCCCGCUUCUCAUCUCGCGCCCGUCGUCGUCUUGUGCAAGCUGAGGCAUCUGUCCUAGGCGUUGGUAACAACUUCUACGCUACGGGUGCCAUUUGCCUUGAUACAGAUCCUACUGUAUUGCGUGGCAUGGUCUCACUGGGCACACACUUGCGAUACUGGUCAUACAGUUCUUCUGCGGCUGAUCAGUACAAGACCAGCAAACGUCGCCUGCGUCGCCUGUUACGCAGCAACAAUGGUGCUCCCGAAGGUCAACGUUUCAACAACAGUGGCCGGGGUGCAAUCCAGGACUACAUCGACGAUGAACGUGUGGAAAUGGAACGACAAAAGAUCGCGGAUGAGAAAGAGCGAGCCCAUCUGAGUCAGCGGUUUGGCGUGGAUCUGCUGGGGCCGGAUGUUGAUGAGGAGCAGCUUUUGCUGUAUGCCCAGCUUCUCAGUCAAGAGGCUUACUCGGGUGACACUCCCAAGAGUGAUGAAAAUGCAGCAGUGUCGAGCUCGGUCACCAGCAGUUCUUUCCCAGAUACUGUUGGACCGAGUUCCCUUUGCCCUGGCGAGAUCUCGUCCUCUUCAUCCCCUUAUCAAGAUCCUGUGGAUGACGAUGAUGACGAUGAGCUGGCUGAGGCCAUUCGUCGCAGUUUGCUCGAAGAACAGGAUGCUCCUGCGCCCUUUGAUCUGACGUCUUCUAUUCCCAUCAAGUAUGCGAAAGGAAUGCAACCACGUCAUCUAUCUCCUGAGCCCCAGGAGGCCGAGGGCAGUAGACAGCAAGAGAUAGACGAUCUCGAAUUUGCCAUUCAACUCAGCUUGGCCGAGGGCAAGAGUCGAGAGGAGGAACAGGAGUGGGAAGAGUUCCCAUCCCUCGCAGCGCCUGUGUCGACCUCGCCAUCAGGCAAAGGCAAGGGCAAAGCCAGAGCCGUCUGGGAUUGA
Penicillium nucicola is the source of this 3375-nucleotide messenger RNA. RefSeq names its product F-box and WD domain protein. The record is from RefSeq and is a predicted model, not a curated record. Lineage: Eukaryota; Fungi; Ascomycota; Eurotiomycetes; Eurotiales; Aspergillaceae. Gene Ontology annotation, biological process: proteasome-mediated ubiquitin-dependent protein catabolic process. Gene Ontology annotation, cellular component: proteasome regulatory particle, base subcomplex; cytosol; nucleus. Bases 1 to 3375 code for a protein of 1124 amino acids. Gene Ontology annotation, molecular function: polyubiquitin modification-dependent protein binding. The transcript has 2 exons.